AUGAACGUGCUGGACGUAGAAGACGACAGCUUGCACGUCACACGUGAAGGCUACUCCCAUCUGAGUGACUCAGAAUGGGAGGUAGUCGGCCGCAUGAGUGUGCUUAUGGGCGAACUCGCCAUCAGUGACGUGUUGAAGUCUCUAAGCAGAGACCAGCAACAUGCUGCUAUCAACAAGUUCCUGAAAGGGGAACUUGCCGUCGAACGACUGAUGAGAGCCUUGCUACAGCAGCAAGGCUCUCAUCAGUCGAUGGGCUGGCCGACGCACAUGCGUCGACCCGAAACCUUGAAGAUUGAUAUCUCAAGAGCCCGUCACAUCGAGGGUGACGAGGUGCAAGUCACCUUCGCCCUGUCAAAUUUGACGGGACGAGCAAAGACUUGGGCCUUAGGGCUCAAUCUGUACGACCCAAACGUGUUUGAGUCGCUGGAGACCUUGAAGGCUCGGCAUAAAGAGACGUUUGAGCCGCCGAGAGCCGAGUGCAGAGCACGCUCUGCACUCUUGAGGCUCAAGCAAGGUAAGCGUGACGUGCACGCUUACGCACAGCACCCGCUCUACCUUGCGAGUAGCGUCACGGAGAACCCUGUUGAUGAGCACACGCUCAUCAACGUGUUCAUCUACGGCCUUGUGGAUGGGCCGGUGAAGACCUACACGUUCCGAGAAUACUUCUGUACGCUGGAAAGGGCGAUAGCGUAUACGGAACAAGAAGACAUCAGCCUGCGUGCCCCUCGUCCAGUGUCUCGCGACACUGGGCGUAGUGACCGUCCACCCAUGAGAAAGGGGCAGGGACGAGGGUCCGCAGUUGGUGCAAAGACGCAACAACGGGAUGGACCGUCAAAAAACGGACAGGAUCAGUAG
Peronospora matthiolae is the source of this 855-nucleotide messenger RNA. NCBI's taxonomy places the organism in Eukaryota, Oomycota, Peronosporomycetes, Peronosporales, Peronosporaceae. The record is from the annotation of a GenBank genome assembly.